AUGUCCAACGCGACCUCCAGGGUGGGUUUUGUGGAACGGAUCGCAGCCAUCACCCUGACCACCGCCUUCUGCUCAAUCAUCUUUUUUGUCAAUGGUGCUAUGUUGUUCACCUUGAGGAAUAAAGGUGUUUUUCGUGAAACGGCGCGCUACAUCCUGCUGUUCAACCUGCUGCUUGUAGACACGCUUCAGCUAAGCAUCAGCCAGCUAAUGUUCUGUCUAAGCGCCUUUCGCUUCACCCUUUCGUAUCCCGUGUGCCUCCUUCUCUGCUUGUUGGCCAGUCUUCUCACUAAAAUGUCUCCUGUACUGCUAGUCGCAAUGUCAUUGGAGAGAUAUGUGGCUGUGUGCCACCCUCUCCGACACGCCUCCGUCACUACUGUCAGGGACAUGGCGGUGUUCGUGUGCACCUUGUGGAGCUUUUGUCUGAGCAUUUUUUUCAGCUACGUGGCCGUAAUCAUUGUGGCCAGAUCAGCGGCCGCAGACAAAGACUCUCCAACUAAAGCUCGUAACACACUGCUGCUGCACCUGUUCCAGUUGAGCCUCUGCCUCUUGGUAGGAUUUGUGGAGCGGAUCGUAACCAUCACCCUAACCACCUUCUCCUACUCAAUCAUCUUUUUUGUCAACGGGGCUAUGUUGUUCACCUUGAGGAGUAAAGGUGUUUUUCGGGAAACGGCGCGCUACAUCCUGCUGUUCAACCUGCUGCUUGUAGACACGCUUCAGCUAAGCGUCAGCCAGCUAAUGUACUGUCUGAGCGCCUCUCACUUCACCCUCUCGUAUCCCGUGUGCGGCUUUCUCUGCUUGUUUGCCAGUCUUCUCACUAGAAUGUCUCCUGUACUGCUAGUUGCAAUGUCAUUGGAGAGAUAUGUGGCUGUGUGCCACCCUCUCCGACACGCCUCCGUCACUACCGUCGGGAACACGGCGGUGGUCGUGUACGCCUUGUGGAGCUUUUGUUUUUUCACUGUUCUCAUUCAGGCAUUUUUAUUUAUAUAUCAUUAUCCUUUCGACCAACUGGAGAGUCUGCAAAUGAGACAGUUGUGCAGCUACAACACCCUGCUCCUUGUUUCUGCCGGUCAAAUUCACCACACUGUUUCCACGUUUUUUGUGUUCAUCUCAGCAGGCCUGAGCAUUAUUUUCAGCUACGUGGGCGUAAUCAUUGUGGCCAGAUCAAUGGCCACAAACAAAGACACCCCAAUUAAAGCUCGUAACACACUGCUGCUGCACCUGUUCCAGUUGGGACUCUGCCUUUUGUCAGUGCUCUACAUAACUCUGUUAUCAAAGAUCGCCACUUUCUUUGAAUGGCUGGUUUUCAUGCGACUCCAAUGUUUUUUGUUUAUAUGCUUUAUCCUACUGCCCAGAGGUCUGGGUUCGCUGGUGUACGGCCUGAGAGAUCAGAGCCUCAGGGUUCUGUUUCUGUACCAUCUCUGCUGUCACGUUGAAUUGUCAGUCGCUCCUGAUUAA
Messenger RNA from Corythoichthys intestinalis (scribbled pipefish), 1455 nucleotides. RefSeq names its product odorant receptor 131-2-like. The transcript is spliced from 3 exons. Gene Ontology annotation, biological process: detection of chemical stimulus involved in sensory perception of smell; G protein-coupled receptor signaling pathway. The record is from RefSeq and is a predicted model, not a curated record. Gene Ontology annotation, molecular function: odorant binding; G protein-coupled receptor activity; olfactory receptor activity. Lineage: Eukaryota; Metazoa; Chordata; Actinopteri; Syngnathiformes; Syngnathidae. Gene Ontology annotation, cellular component: membrane. The coding region runs from base 1 to 1455 and encodes 484 amino acids.